AUGCAAGCCGUCCCUAAUGAAGAGGCGUGGGAAAGCAAAUUCAGCGCACUUCCUUUUUUUAAUAGUAAAGAGCAACUUGUCCAAGGAAGAGAACUGUAUAAGCGCUAUCUGAAAGAUUACCCUACCGCUGUGAAUCGCUGGUGCGAGUAUAUCGACUUGGAAAUGAAGUACGGGAAUAACCGAGAAGUUGAGAACAUCUUCAGACUGUGCUUGUUACAACUUCCGGACGUCGAUAUAGUCGAGAGGUAUAUCAAUUACAUCUUGAAGAACUUUGACGACGAAGACCCGACACUCACUAUCGGGGAUUUGGAGAAGGGGCAGUUUAAAAAGAUCCAAGAGAGCGCGUUCCUGCUUGCGAUACAGUUAGUUGGGCUCGACAUAAACGCGAUGCCGAUAUACAGAAAGUUCAUCAACUUCUUGAGCCAAACUGAGUAUGGAAGAGUUCUGAAUCGACAGCUCUACUUCAACAUUAAUAGAAUUCCGAUGACGGACCGUGCAGAUGCGUUAGCAAAGUACGACGAAUUCUUGACGGACGAACAAGUCAAAAAGGACGAAAAGAUGAUAUCUGAAGCGACAAAGACAAGCCACGUCCGACUGACAUCGUAUCUCUCGAAAAUGGAUAAAUUGAGGAAGAAACAUGCGGUGGAGUAUGGGACAAAUGUUGUCUCGUUGGGGACGAAAGAGGUGUUAAGUAGUUAUGUCGACGUUUUGGACUACGAGACUACCCUCGACGGACAACCCCGAGCCGAAGAAAGGAGUUACACGUCGAAUGGGAAGGAGUUGAAGUAUGAAGUGUGUCCGAAGUCGCUUGAGAUGAAAGCACAACAGGAGCGAAUCUUUUAUAUGAUGAAUAAGAUGUUGAUGGUCUUCUACCGCUAUCCACAAGCUUGGAUAGUGUGCGCACAAUAUUUCCAAAGAAGAGGAAACAUCGAUUUAGCUAUCAACAUACUGAGGAGAGGAAGAAAUGCGGUCGACUGUCCUUUACUGAAGUUAUAUGAAAGCUUCUGUUAUCUCAUUUCGGGGAGAGAGAGAGAAGGACUUGACUUAUUGAGCAACGAAAGUGACUUGGAACAGAUAUAUAAGUUGAAGAUGGCAGGAAGGUGUCUUGGAAUGAAGACGUUCAGGAAAGUACUGUUAGGGAUGAAAGGAGAACUGAAACCUUACGCUUAUAUUGCUGCUGCUGAAGUCGAAUUUUGCUUCUUCCGAAGGAAAACUGCGGCGUUGAACAUCUUUAAGGAGGCACUGAAAAAGUAUUCUAAAGAUAACAAAGUCAUCAAAGCGUAUUAUAAAUUCCUGGUCGGUAUUACCCCAUCAAGAUUUGUUUCAAAUGCGUUGGUCAGUUACAACGACGUGGAAGUCGAUAAGUUCAUGAGCGAAAUAGUAACCGACACAUUCAAAGGUAUGGAGAUGCCCAAAGACACAAAGGAGAUACUGGAAGCAGAAAAGAAGAUGGAAGAGUGCGGAGAGAAGAGAGACGAACGAUUGAUUUUAGGCAACAAAGAAGCUAACAACGUCGAGUGGAAGAGAAUACACACAGAAGUCAACAAAGACAUUAUCAAGGAGUUCAUAUACAUCUUACCGCCUGCCGAACUUUAUAAGGGCGUUAGAAUCGACGCUGAGAAACUCAUUAAUGUGCUGGGAUCAAUUAUUAACUGA
Entamoeba invadens IP1 is the source of this 1656-nucleotide messenger RNA. RefSeq names its product Cleavage stimulation factor 77 kDa subunit, putative. Lineage: Eukaryota; Evosea; Mastigamoebida; Endamoebidae. The transcript has 2 exons. Gene Ontology annotation, cellular component: nucleus. The record is from RefSeq and is a predicted model, not a curated record. Gene Ontology annotation, molecular function: mRNA binding; protein binding. Bases 1 to 1656 code for a protein of 551 amino acids. Gene Ontology annotation, biological process: mRNA 3'-end processing.